This is a messenger RNA of Nannizzia gypsea CBS 118893, 1044 nucleotides long. Its product is annotated as mitochondrial ATPase complex subunit ATP10. The record is from RefSeq and is a predicted model, not a curated record. Gene Ontology annotation, biological process: mitochondrial proton-transporting ATP synthase complex assembly. The transcript is spliced from 2 exons. Lineage: Eukaryota; Fungi; Ascomycota; Eurotiomycetes; Onygenales; Arthrodermataceae. Bases 1 to 1044 code for a protein of 347 amino acids. Gene Ontology annotation, cellular component: mitochondrial inner membrane.
AUGAGCCGGCACCAGGCAGUCUCCUCAAUCUUUGAGGCUGGCUUGUUUCGCCGGAGCUGUUGCAAUUCAUAUAGACUCUCAUCAUGCCGUCAAUUCAGCUUGUCAAGCCAAUGGCGGCAACAACAGACGCAACCGCAACCGCAAUCGCAACAGCAGCCGCAACAACGAAAGCUGAAUAUUCCGCCAGCUAUUGAACAGAAUCCCGUGGCCUUAAACAAGACCGAGGUUAAACAAUUUACACCAAAGCCCUUAAAGCGUCCGCUAGGAUUACCAUAUGCCCCCGAGGAAGGCCAGAAUACCGGCGUUGACAAAAGAACAUUGCGACAGCGCGGAGGAGACCUUGUAGACAAGGAGAAAUACCAACAACGACAGUCAGAAUUGAUAAAAGAAUAUAGCAAACCAUACUACCGGGAAUGGCACCGAAUGAACUACCACAGCGGAAAAGUAUUCAUCUGCAAUCCCCGUUUGUUCAAAGAAGACUUUUCCUUAUACUUCCCCAACUUAUUUGGUCGAACACUCCUGCGAUCCAAUCCAAUGCAGCAUACAACACCAGUUCUUCGCGGCAAAAUAUCCCUUGUUCGAGUGUUUGCCAGUCUGUGGGCAGAGAGCCAAACGGUUACAUUCGUUGGUGAAAAGGAAAACCCCGAACUACAGAAGAUAAUCGCCGAUGCUGGUCCAUUAGUUCAGAAGGUCGAUAUUAACAAUGAAGAUAACUGGCUUAAGGCACUCCUUGUACGGUUAUUCAUGGGUAGUAUGCGACGGAAGAUGCUAAAGGAGCAACACGGGAGAUACUUCUUGGUCAGGAAGGGGUUUACAAAUUACCUGAAAGAUCAAAUAGGGAUGCUUAACGGGAAAGUUGGUUAUGUUUAUCUUCUGGAUGAGAAUUGUAAGAUCAGAUGGGCUGGAAGCAGCAUUGCUGGGGCCGAGGAGUUAGAAUCCUUGAACAGGGGCUUGCAAAAGCUGGUGAGUGAAAAGAGAGCAAGCCAGGAAGCGCCGAGGAUCAUCUCAGCAUCAGAAAUACAAAAAGCCGCUCAGACGGCUUGA